CAUUUCCGUCUAUAUCAAGUCAUUGAUAUUAUGAAAUAUUUCGUAGUUUAUAGCUAUAGACUCGCCUUAAAAUGGCAUGCAUGCGCGAUAUCAUACCUAUGUAUUAUUCCCCAAACGGAAAUCAGGUUGAUCUUGUUAUUAUUAAUAUAAUUUUUAUUAUUAUUAUGUUUUUGACCUCUCGACUGAUCUAAAGCAUAACCAAAACUUUGCCAUGUUCUUGACCAUUUUUUUUCUUCACUUUGCGAGAAUUAAGAAGUUAGAUCUGCAAUGUCAUGUGUCCUUCAUCCAGUACAAUAAAUAUGCUCAUUUAUGUUAAUGCUCAUUUGAACCGUUAGAUUUGAAAAAAAAUGGGGGGAGCCAUAGGUAAAGAUCAUGGAGCUAUGGAAUACAAAGAAAGAAACAUUUACCUUAAUUCUGAAAAAACAUAUGGAAGACUAAAACCAGUUCGACCUAUAACUAUCCAUCAGAAAUCUUUGUUCUGUUUAUGGAUGAUCAUAAUAUGCUUGUAUAUCUUGGUUAAAAUCCUGAAAUUUUGGAGAUGGAUUCUAUCCAAACGGAAACAGGAAGACACCGGACAACAGGACAUGAUAGAGUCACAACGACAGGAAGACGAGAAAAUGAAAACUGGUUUGGCUAAUGGAGGAACCAAAUCUUUAGAGGAAGAAAGUUCACCGAAGGAGGCUAUCCCGUCAUUAUGGGAGAGGUUGACAGAAACCUGCCCAAAACAACCAACAUUUGAAAAAUUUCUAACACAAGCUGUCUUGUUUGGUUGUAUCAUGCUGUACUUCUGGCUUUGUGAUUUUCAACAUAUCUGGCCCAAGACAAACAAGCAAUAUUCAAGGGAUAUGUUCAUCUUUAUUUUCUUUUUGCUCGUUUUCGUUGCUGUUGUUUUGACAAUUAAACAAACUGCGGAUGCGAUUUUGAAUCGAAAUCAAACGGAAGAAUGGAAAGGUUGGAUGCAGGUUCAGUUCGUUUGGUAUCAUUAUUAUGACGCGCAAGAGGUUUUCAACUCAAUUCGUUGCUAUAUUGGGGCUUAUGUUUGGAUGACUGGUUAUGGAAACUUUUGGUAUUUCUACAACAGAAAGGAUUACUCGUUCUUUCGUUUGUGCAAAAUGAUGUGGAGAUUGAAUUUCUUAGUUGUCAUGGUAAUGGCGAUGACCAAUCAUGAAUUUGUACGGUAUUACGUGUGCGCCAUGCACACGUAUUGGUUCCUUACCGUAUACGCAAUGUUGGCUGUCUUUGCCAAGUAUAAUAAUAACCGAAAAGUUAUGGCUGCCAAGUUUGUCCUCUUCUUUCUUUUCAAUUCAAUCAUAUUUGAAUUUCCUUACUUAACGUACAAGAUAUUCUGGCCUUUUCAAUUUGUACUCAAUGUUCGGGGAAAUUUGGAUUACUGGGUCUACCGAGCAACUUUGGACCACUGGGCGACUUGGGUUGGUAUGUUAGUUGCUUAUAACUAUCCGUAUUAUGACGCGUUUUUGAGAUACCUCGAAAAGAACGACGACGAUAGACGACAAAAACAUCUUAAAAACGGCAUAAAAAUCGGCCUUACCAUCAUCUGCCUCGUAAUUAUCGGGCUUUGGUUUCAUUAUUUCUUACUGGUCGAUCGUAAAUGGUAUAAAAGGAUUCAUCCAUACACUUCUAUCAUACCAAUACUGUCCUACAUAUGGCUUAGAAACCUGUAUCCUUCAUUGAGAACUCGUUAUCUAAACCUAUUCAACUGGUUGGGAAAAAUCACGCUGGAGACAUAUCUAUCCCAAAUUCACAUCUACAUGAUAGGGGAUGCGAGGAAGUUACUGGUUUAUAUCCAUAAAUAUCCCAUGAUGAAUUUUGCUAUCGCUACGAUACUAUACGUUUCUGUUUCAUAUUUGCUAUUUCAUCAAACGGUUUUGUUUAGCUCAUAUUUACUGACUGAGAAUACGAGAAUUCGUUGUAAGAACUUUAUCGUUAGUGUUUUGCUGUUACUGCUUUGUUAUGCUUUCUCGUAUCUUUUAACUUGGGCACAAGUUUGGUGAGGCAAUUCAUGCGUGGAAUUUUAUGAUAUAAAUCUUUGAUUCAAGGAUAUUUCGUGUUUAAUAAUGGUGUAGGAUUACUAUAGAAUAGAAAAGGGGUAUAACAGUAAAAUAAUUUUUCAUAUUGACAUUCGUGUUUUUCCUUGCUCGAAACUAGGUUUGAAAUUUGCGCUAACA
Molecule: messenger RNA, 2186 nt
Organism: Dendronephthya gigantea
Lineage: Eukaryota; Metazoa; Cnidaria; Anthozoa; Malacalcyonacea; Nephtheidae
Product: protein REDUCED WALL ACETYLATION 1-like
Exons: 7
Coding region: 348-2012 (554 amino acids)
Source: RefSeq, a predicted model, not a curated record